Pipistrellus nathusii (Nathusius's pipistrelle) is the source of this 1323-nucleotide messenger RNA. NCBI's taxonomy places the organism in Eukaryota, Metazoa, Chordata, Mammalia, Chiroptera, Vespertilionidae. The record is from the annotation of a GenBank genome assembly.
AUGGCGGCGCCGCUCCGGACCCUCCUGCUGGCCCUCGCCCUGGGCCUGGCCCAGCCAGCCGCUGCCCCCCGGAAGCUACUGGUGUUCCUGCUGGAUGGUUUCCGCUCGGACUACAUCAGCGACGAGGCCCUGGAGUCCCUGCCCGGUCUGAAGGAGAUUGUGACCCGGGGGGUGAAAGCGGACUACCUGACCCCCGACUUCCCCACGCUCUCCUAUCCCAACUACUACACCCUGAUGACCGGCAGACAUACUGAGGUCCACCAGAUGAUCGGGAACUACAUGUGGGACUCCAACACCAACAAGUCAUUUGAUAUCGGUGUCAACAAAGACAGCCUGAUGCCACUCUGGUGGAAUGGGUCAGAACCUCUGUGGGUCACCCUGACCAAAGCCAAGAGGAAGGUCCACAUGUACUACUGGCCAGGCUGCGAGGUUGAGAUUCUUGGUGUCAGACCCACUUACUGCCUGGAAUACAAAACUUCCCCAACGGAUAUCAAUUUUGCCAACGCAGUCAGCGAUGCUCUCGACUCCCUCAAGAGUGGCCGCGCCGACCUGGCCGCCGUCUACCACGAGCGCAUCGACGUGGAGGGCCACCACUACGGGCCCUCGUCGCCGCAGACGAAAGACGCCCUGAAGGCAGUGGACACCGUGUUCAAGUACAUGGCCAAGUGGAUCCAGGAGCGGGACCUGCAGGACAACCUCAAUGUCAUCAUCUUCUCCGACCAUGGGAUGACGGACAUCUUCUGGGAGGACAAAGUGAUUGAGCUGAAGCAGCACAUCAGCCUGGGGGACCUGCAGCAAGUGAAGGACCGAGGGCCCCUUGUGAGCCUCUGGCCUGCCCCCGGGAAGCACGCGGAGAUUUACAACAGGCUGCGGACCGUGGAGCACAUGACUGUCUACGAGAAGGAAGCCAUCCCGAGCAGGUUCCACUAUAAGAAAGGGAAGUUCGUCUCUCCCCUGACCUUACUGGCCGAUGAAGGGUGGUUCAUAACGGAGAGUCGAGAGCAGCUUCCGUUCUGGAUGAACAGCACCGGCAAGCGGGAAGGCUGGCAGCGCGGGUGGCACGGCUACGACAACGAGCUCAUGGACAUGCGGGGCAUCUUCCUGGCCUUCGGACCCGAUUUCAAAUCCAACUUCCGAGCCGCCCCGAUCCGCUCCGUGGACGUCUACAACCUCAUGUGCCGCGCGGCCGGCAUCACCCCGCUGCCCAACAACGGGUCCUGGUCCCGCGUGAUGUGCAUGCUGAAGGGCCCGGCCAGCUCGGCACUGCGGCCUCUGCCCGCUGGCCUGGCCCUGGCCUCCACUCUGCUCUUGCUCCUUCAGUAG